Molecule: messenger RNA, 543 nt
Organism: Aspergillus pseudonomiae
Lineage: Eukaryota; Fungi; Ascomycota; Eurotiomycetes; Eurotiales; Aspergillaceae
Exons: 2
Coding region: 1-543 (180 amino acids)
Source: RefSeq, a predicted model, not a curated record
AUGCAUGGUCGAUCCAUCCAGAGAUUCACGAUACACGGUAUAUUUAGCACGGAAACACGUCUCUCCGGCAUAGACAACACAGUGACACACAGCAGAAAUGUCUUACAUCUGACUCCGGGUCUCCAGAGACGAGCUAAGCACUCGUCCGAAUGCUGGGCAUAUACGCGGUGGAAUAUCGUGUCUGUCGCGUCGCCAGUCAAGACGGUCAUCCUCGGCGGGUCGGAGGGGGCAGCCUCGGAUGACGCCUGUGGGCCUGUCAGACUGUGCAAGUGGAGAGAGAACGGGGACGUGAACAUCCGAGAAUCGUUAGGUGCCCGUCCCGGACAAAUUCGGUUACGGGAGAGAAGCCGAAGUGGCCAGGCUAAUGCCACCCAUAUCACCUCGAAUUUAAUUAACCAGGGCCGUCAUGGGGUCGAUUGGCAUGUGUUUUCUCCAUCGUGGUCGGCAAUUGAGCACGUCAAGACCGGACAGGAGGUUGAGAAGGAACAAAAAAUAAAGGACAAUCCUUCGAGGACGAGGUUCCACAUUCCAUGUAGCUAUUGA